GUGCGUGGGCGAUUGUGUGCAUGUGAAUUAGAAAUAAUACAUUUUUCGUAGGCAUAUUGUAGACGUUUUGUUAGUUAGAACUAAAGUUUAAGCAAAUUAGUGCAAGUCUUUAGCUGCCACGAGCGAAACACCUACAUACAUAUGUAGAAACCGUAAAAAACGCCCACAAACCGCGUCCGUGGCACAUUUCAUUCAUCGAUUGGGCCGAAAUUCGAUUCGAAGUGAUACAUUUCGCAGUAUUGUUUGCAAGUGCUCGCGAAGAGGACGUGCUUUUUUAGUGGGUCAUAGUCAUAGUUUAAUUCCAAUCCGGAAAUGAGCGAAGUGCCGGAGAGCAGUAAAAAGCGUCAGAAGACGUGCCUACAGGUGGCGACGAAUGUGACCGAGCAAAAGCACCAUGUCACCAGGGAGACGCGCGGCAAGAAUCUGGGGCUGUGCCGGGGCUUCCGAGGAUGCACUGUGUGGCUGACUGGCCUCAGUGGUGCUGGAAAGACCUCGAUCGCCUUCGAGCUGGAGGCGUACCUGGUGUCGCGAGGUAUUCCGGCUUACGGACUGGACGGCGACAACAUCCGCACCGGACUAAACAAGAACCUUGGCUUCACGCCCGCCGAUCGUGAGGAGAACAUCCGCCGCGUGGGCGAGGUGGCCAAGCUGUUCUCUGACAGCGGGGUGGUGGCCAUCUGUAGCUUUGUGUCCCCCUUUGCCGACGAUCGUGAAAUGGCGCGCAAGAUCCACAAGGACGCGGGCCUGAAGUUCUACGAAAUAUUCGUGGACACUCCGCUAGACGUGUGCGAAACGCGGGACGUGAAGGGACUUUACAAGAAGGCUCGCGAGGGCGUUAUUAAGGGCUUUACGGGUAUUACGCAGGAGUACGAGCGGCCGCAGAAGCCGGAAUUGGUGGUCAACACCCACGGCUACACUGUCCAGGAGUCGACGCAAAAGCUGGUUUCACUGCUCGAACAGGAGGGCAUCAUUCCGCGCUCACUGCGCGACGUGGAUCAACUGCCGGAACUGUACCCCAGCGAAUCCAUUGCCACGGAGGCACUGCGUCACGAGGCCAACUCGCUCCAGGCCAUCGAGAUCAGCACCGUGGAGCUGCAGUGGGUGCAGGUACUGGCCGAAGGAUGGGCUUAUCCACUCCGAGGAUUCAUGCGCGAGGACGAGUACCUGCAGACGCUGCACUUCAACACACUCCAGAGCGGCUUGGAUGGUUCCUAUCGCGAGAACCACUCGGUGCCCAUCGUUUUGAGUGCCAGCCAGGCGGACAAGGAUCGUCUGGAUGGCUCCUCAUCGCUGACGCUAAAAUACAACGGCAAACCGGUGGCUAUUCUGCGCCGUCCAGAGUUCUACUACCAGCGCAAGGAGGAGCGGCUGGCCCGUCAGUUCGGCACCAGCAAUCCCAAUCAUCCAUACAGCAAGCAGGUCCUCGAGUCCGGAGAUUAUCUGGUCGGCGGCGAUCUGGCUGUGAUCGAACGGAUUCGCUGGGAGGACGGUCUGGAUCAGUAUAGGCUGACUCCCAACGAGCUGAGGCGUCGUUUCAAGGAGAUUAACGCCGACGCCAUCUUCGCCUUUCAGCUACGCAAUCCCAUACACAAUGGGCAUGCACUCCUCAUGCAGGACACUCGCCGCCAGUUGCUGGAUCGCGGCUUCAAGCAGCCGGUUCUGCUGCUCCACCCCCUGGGUGGCUGGACCAAAGACGACGACGUGCCCCUAGACGUGCGCAUGAAGCAGCACCAGGCCGUCCUCGAUGCCGGUGUUCUCCGCCGCGAAGACACUGUGCUGGCCAUUUUCCCCUCGCCAAUGAUGUACGCCGGUCCCACGGAGGUGCAGUGGCACGCCAAGGCUCGCAUGAACGCCGGCGCAAACUUCUAUAUCGUGGGCCGCGAUCCGGCGGGCAUGCCGCAUCCGGACAAGGAGGCUUACCCGGAUGGCAACCUUUACGACGCCACGCAUGGAGCGCGAGUGCUGAAAAUGGCCCAGGGACUGGACAGCAUGGAGAUAUUGCCGUUCCGGGUUGCUGCCUACGACAAGAGCACCAGUAAGAUGGCCUUCUUUGAACCUAAGCGUAAGGAUGAAUUCGAGUUUAUCUCGGGGACCAAGAUGCGCACCCUGGCCAAGACCGGAGCCAGUCCGCCGGACGGCUUCAUGGAGCCGGAGGCGUGGCAAAUCCUGGCCACCUACUACCAGAACCUGCCGCAGGCGUAACACACUGCCAGGACCCGACCUUCAACGUGCAAUUCCUCCUAGUUAUAGCUUCUGUGCUUAUUAUAAAUAAUCCCACUUUAUGGCCACUAAUCACCUACCACCAUUUGUCCAUCGUUUUUAACCCAAAUCCGGACCUCUUCCUGCGUGUGUAUGUUGCGGUCCUCCUAAUUAAAUGUUCGUAUCGUACAAUCUACUUGUAUCUACACAAUCUAUUUGUAUCUACACAUAAGUCACCCUCUCUGUUUAUCUUAAGCUCAAUGCCGUGCAGCUAUUUUGUAAACUGUUUUUAAAUACAUAUUUAAAUAAUUA
This is a messenger RNA of Drosophila rhopaloa, 2511 nucleotides long. RefSeq names its product bifunctional 3'-phosphoadenosine 5'-phosphosulfate synthase (gene Papss). Gene Ontology annotation, molecular function: ATP binding; sulfate adenylyltransferase (ATP) activity; adenylylsulfate kinase activity. NCBI's taxonomy places the organism in Eukaryota, Metazoa, Arthropoda, Insecta, Diptera, Drosophilidae. Gene Ontology annotation, biological process: 3'-phosphoadenosine 5'-phosphosulfate biosynthetic process; sulfate assimilation. The transcript has 4 exons. Bases 313 to 2202 code for a protein of 629 amino acids. The record is from RefSeq and is a predicted model, not a curated record.